AUGACCUCCUUCUUCCCUCUCUCUCCCCACCAGGCAAACCGGCUAGUGCUGGCUGCGCUCCUGUGCAGCCUCUCUGGUGACUUCCACUCCCGUCUCUUGACCUGCUUGCCCUUCUCCCCGCUCCCUUCUCCUCACUUCUUCCCUCUCUCUCCCCACCAGGCAAACCGGCUAGUGCUGGCUGCGCUCCUGUGCAGCCUCUCUCGUGACUUCCACUCCCAGCAAUCAGCGCACCCGCCCGUCACCUCUCAACACCUCGCCUCUGCUCCCGUAGCUGCAAAUGCCACAGCUGCUGCAACCAGUGAAGCCACAGCAGCCGCUGUUGCCGCUGCCGCUACAGACGCUACAGCCGCUGCAGGUGCAGCAGGUGCUCCUGGCGCUACAGCCGGGCGCAUGAGACCGAGUCUGCUGGUGGUGCCUGGCUCGGCUGUAGCGGCAUGGGAGGGGCUUCUGGAGCAAAGAGCGCCUGAGCUGAGUGUGACUGUAUUGAGGGGUAGUGCGGGGACCAGAGAGGAGCGCUCAUACCUCGAGGAAGUUGCAUGGGGCGCCAUAGCAGCGGACGGCAGCAUGCAGAUGUGGACGGCGCACGAGCCCAGUGCCGCCCACUCCAUGGGGUGGCCGCGCUCCGUCUUUUCCCUGCACGCCUGCCUGCGCGUGCUGGUUGCCUCACACGAGCCCCAGGCACACCACUGGGAUGCUGGGGACGUGACCAUCAUGAUAGUCGUCCCAGCUCAUUGA
Messenger RNA from Closterium sp. NIES-65, 735 nucleotides. NCBI's taxonomy places the organism in Eukaryota, Viridiplantae, Streptophyta, Zygnematophyceae, Desmidiales, Closteriaceae. The record is from the annotation of a GenBank genome assembly.